UCUCACUCCAAUGCUUCGCUCACCCCUUCUACACUCAUAGAGUUAAAACUGCUGAAAUAGAUGGCACUCACACAAUGUAUUGCAGUCUUCUGUUCAAGUGAAAGCCUUGAGCAACUGGAAUUCAGUAUCUGGGAGGGAUGUGGCUGUAACAUUGUGCUACACUGUUGAGAUCAUCAGAGUCUGGGUGCUUUUAAUUGUCUACGGUUGUUAUUUGUGCUUAUGAGCCUCCUGUGGCUUGUUCUUGCUCUAUCCAUGCAGCGCCUGUCCUGAUUUUUUGUUCUUGUCCCAAGAGAGGAGCCAAGCAAUAUACCCAUCUUAAAAGCCUUCAAUUUGCACAGGCUCUGGUAAUGGUUUUUUACUCAGAAAAUUGAAAUGCAAAGUGAAAGCAGGGCAUAUCAAAGUGAGCAUCCAGAAACAUGAUCUGAUAGUAGGGUUUGAAAUCAUGGGACUACUGUUAUAUCAUCUUUGGAGCGCAAUGUAAACCAAGACCGAAAUAGAACCAGGAAUUUGCCCUCUGAAAGUUGAAGACAUAAUAAUGUUCCCUUUGAUAUUGCAUUCCACGUAAAGUUCUGGCUUAAAUUUUCAUUUAUUUUUUUCAUUUUUUUUUUUUUUUACCCCUCCUUUUUUGGUUACUUGACAGAUCUCAUGAAACCAGUGUGUUUUGUGGAGGGUUUUCUCCAGGAGAAAAUUAUCCAUAUAGAGGAAAAAGAUGGACAUGUUCUAUUCUGGGAUGUUCUAAGACCAAGCAUAUUUUCGGAUCAUGACCAGUUUGAAAAGGUCCCAGACUGAGAGGUCAGUUGCAAGUGGGGCUCAAAGUGUAGGACCAGAUGGACCACAAAAAGCUCGCUCUGAUGAUUUUUAUAUGAGACGUUUUAGGUCACAGAAUGGAAGUUUAGGUUCUUCUGCCAUGUCUCCUGUUGGUCCUCCACGCAGUGAAAGCUCCCACCACAUAUCUUCCACUCCAGGUGUUCCCAAGAUGGGAGUGAGGGCUCGGAUUGCUGAUUGGCCUCCUAGAAAAGAAAACGUAAAAGAAAUGAGCAGAGCCAGUCAGGAUAUUGAGACUGCCAGUAUUGAUACAAUGUCUGUAAAAAGUAGUCCGAGUAGUCAGGUUAGUAUGUCUAGUAUGAAUUCAAGUGAUUCCGCCAUGCUAAAGAGCAUCCAGAACACACUGAAAAGCAAAACACGACAAGCAGAAAGCUUAGACUCCAGGUUUCUCUCUCCAGAAGGUUAUUCUAGUGCUAGUUCUCCGAGAAAGGUUCUUCGCAGAAUAAGGCAAAGGAGUAACAGUGAUAUUACAAUAAGUGAAUUUGACAUGGACAAUUUUGAAGAGUGUUUGUCUCCAACUUUUAAAAGUGGACCUUCGUUACAUAGGGAAUAUGGCAGCACAUCUUCAAUUGACAAACAAGGAACAUCUGGGGAAAGUUUUUUUGACUUAAUAAAGGGAUAUAAAAAUGAGAAGGCUGAUCACCGUGGCCAUGGCUCUUCAAAGUUGAGUGAACUUCUAUUGAGCAGUGGAAGUAGGGGUUCUGGAUUCUCAUUGGAUGUUAUAGAUGGCCAGAGAGAUGGACAUAGGGCUUUCAAAGACAGGGACAAGCCACUAAAAAGACGCUCUAAAUCAGAGACUGGCGACUCUUCCAUUUUUCGGAAGUUGCGUAAUGCGAAAGGUGAAGGAGAACUUGGUAAGGCAGGUGAUAUCGAGGACAGCCGUUCUGAUGACAGCAUUAAGCCCUGGACUUGCCCGAAAUGUUUUGCUCACUAUGACGUACAGAGUGUUUUGUUUGAUUUGAACGAGGUUAUUAUUAAUAGAAAUAACGUCAACAAAAGAAGAAACACGACCACAGGAGCUUCUGCCGCUGCUGCGGCUUCUCUUGCUGCAGGACCAUUGUCCCACUCAUCUAGUUUUAACUCUCCUACAGGUAGCACAGAGGAUUUAAACUCAAAGGAGAACAUGAACGUGGAUCAAGGUGAUGACAAAAGUAACGAUUUGGUAAUGAGCUGCCCUUACUUUCGUAAUGAAAUGGGCGGAGAAUCGGAAAAGAAAGUCAGUUUGUCAAAAUCCAAUUCUGGAUCAUUUUCUGGGGGUGAAAAUUCUUCAUUUGAGUCUACCAUGAGUUCACAUUGUGCUAAUGCCGGUCUAGCCGUCCUUGAAGUUCCCAAGGAAAACCUUGUUUUGCACAUUGACCGAGCGAAAAGAUACAUUGUUGAACAUGUAGACCUCGGUGCUUAUUAUUAUAGGAAAUAUUUCUUUCAAAAAGAGCACUGGAACUAUUUUGGGUCAGAUGAAAAUCUGGGUCCUGUGGCUGUUAGUGUUCGAAGAGAAAAGUUAGAAGAUGCAAAGGAAAAUGGACCACAAUACAAUUAUCGAGUGAUCUUCAGAACCAGCGAGCUCAUGACGCUGCGUGGCUCUGUACUUGAAGAUGCCAUUCCAUCAACAGCCAAACAUGGCACAGCUCGAGGACUGCCACUUAAAGAAGUGCUUGAGCAUAUAGUCCCUGAGCUUAAUGUACAGUGCCUCCGACUGGCCUUCAACACUCCGAAAGUGACUGAUCAGCUCCUGAAACUGGAUGAACAAGGGCUAAGUUACCAAUUGAAAGUUGGCGUCAUGUACUGCAAAGCAGGUCAGAGCACAGAGGAAGAAAUGUACAAUAACGAGUCAGCAGGGCCAGCCUUCGAAGAAUUCCUCCAGCUCUUGGGAGAACGGGUGCGACUUAAGGGAUUUGAGAAGUACCGCGCUCAGCUGGAUACCAAAACUGAUUCAACAGGCACCCAUUCUCUCUAUACAACAUACAAGGAUUAUGAGAUAAUGUUCCAUGUUUCUACAAUGUUACCAUACACUCCAAACAACAAGCAACAGCUACUGAGGAAACGUCAUAUUGGUAAUGACAUUGUAACAAUAGUGUUUCAGGAGCCCGGAGCUGAACCAUUCAGCCCUAAGAACAUCCGCUCUCACUUUCAACACGUCUUUGUCAUCGUAAGAGCUCAUAAUCCAUGCUCGGACUCUGUCUGCUACAGUGUGGCUGUGACAAGAUCAAGAGAUGUACCUGCCUUUGGGCCACCAAUCCCCAAAAGUUUUACUUUUCCCAAAUCCACAGUGUUCAGGGACUUCCUAUUAGCAAAAGUGAUAAACGCAGAAAAUGCUGCUCACAAGUCUGAAAAGUUUUUGGCAAUGGCAACCAGGACCCACCAGGAAUAUCUGAAAGACUUAGCUGAAAAAAAUGUCACAAACACCUCUAUUGAUUCAUCGGGGAAAUUCCCUUUUAUCUCGUUAGCCUCAAAGAAAAAAGAGAAGUCUAAACCGUAUUCAUGGGCAGAACUUAACAGCUCUGGAGCCAUUGUGUGGAACGUUCAAGUGGAAGACUUCUGCAACGCUCUGGAGAUAGAGAGCUUACUGUGCAUUUCAAAUGAAAUACUGGCUCUCAUUGAACUUGAAACUAAAUGUGUGAUAUUUAACUGCUCCAGUCGAGAUGUUAUAGGGUGGACCACCAAUAAUACAACAAUUAAAAUUUUCUACGAGAGAGGAGAAUGUGUAUUCAUUAGAAGUAUCACCAACAACACAGAUGAAAUCAAAGAGAUUGUCAAGCGUUUAGAAAUUAUCACCAGAGGAUGUGAGACUGUGGAGAUGACCCUGAGAAGAAAUGGCUUGGGACAACUUGGUUUCCACGUGAACUAUGAAGGGAUUGUUGCUGAAGUGGAGCCCUAUGGCUAUGCAUGGCAGGCAGGCUUAAGACAAGGAAGCCGACUGGUGGAGAUCUGCAAAGUUGCUGUAUCCACAUUAAGUCAUGAACAAAUGAUCGAUCUUCUCAGAACAUCGGUAACUGUAAAGGUUGUCAUCAUCCCACCAAGUGAUGAUGGCAAUCCACGAAGAGGUUGCUCAGAAAUAUACCGUAUGCCAACAGUAGAAUAUAAAAUGAAUGAGGGGAUCCCUUAUGAACUGAAAUUCCCAUUUAGAAACAACAACAAAUGGCAGAGGAACGCAGCCAAAGGAGAAGCUGCUCAGCUCCGGCAGGUCCCGUCCCAACUUCAGAGCCCAGUGUCCUCCAGAGUUUCUUCUGUGAAGGUAGAAGGGAAAAUGCAAACUCCAGAGAGAACAGGAAAUAUACCAAGGAGUAUAUCAAGCGACGGGCGUCCUUUGGAAAAUAAGAGGCUGUCUCCAGGAUCAGAGAUCUAUGUGACGGUGUCAUCCGUUGCAAUUGGACACUCACAGCAGUCUCGAAACUCUCCCAGCAAUCUUUCAUCCUCCAGUGACACGGGUUCUGCUGGAGGCUCCCAUCGCAGACAAAAGUCCAUGCCUGAAGGAUUCGCUGUUGGUCGUAGAUCCCCUGCGUCUCUUGACAGACAGAGCACCCACACAGACACUACAGGCAGUGGAAAAUCUACUCCAAGUUGGCAGAGGAGCGAGGACAGCGCCGUUGAUCAAAUGGAACCGACAUGCCAUCUCCCUGCAGUGUCCAAAGUACAUCCUUCAUACAGAGACAGCCCAACUGGAAGACUCAUUCGACAGGAUCCAGUGCUUCACCUCUCUCCACAUAAGCAAGGACAGACGGAUAGCCAUUACUCUAGUCACUCCAGCACUAACACACUGUCCAGCAAUGCAUCAAGUGCUCACAGUGAAGAAAAGUGGUAUGACAGCGGGGAGCGCUUGGAUUCAGACUUAAACAACUACACCUAUAUCCAGGGAACAUCGGCUGACAGUGGUAUAGACACCACAUCUUAUAAUAUUAACCACGUCAAUCCCGCCAAUGCCGGCGCAUGUUCAACAUCUCCACGUUCUGGUCCGACAAAAGAGAAAGUGGCUCCUCUGUGGCACAGUGUCAGUGAUGUUGGUUUAAUAACUGAUAGGACUUGUGAUAGAGACUCUCACGCGUUAGAUGGAAAACACGAGUCCCCUGUCGCAAUGGAGGGUCAUGCUAAAGGACAGAUAUGCUCCAAGCCGUUAACUAGAGAGAACAGUGCGUACAGUUUGAGUGAUGUCGCAUCCCAUACAAGCACCAUGAACUCUCGGCACUCAGCAAGUCCUGUUGUUUUCACUAGUGCCAGAAGUUCCCCAAAGGAGGAAUCUCAUUCUGCUACCUCCCCACAGCUCGUCCCUUCUUUUUCUUCUUCCUCCUCCUCCUCCUCCUCUGGUCCUAGGACUUUCUACCCUCGCCAGGGUGCUACCAGCAAGUACCUGAUUGGAUGGAAAAAACCUGAAGGGACAAUAAACUCUGUGGGCUUUAUGGAUUCAAGAAAACGGCAUCAAAUAGAUUGCACAGAGAUGCCACCAACAAGGUUGCGUGCUUCGAUCAGAGAUCUACAGGCAUCUCCAAAGAGGGUGCCCACAGUCCAAGAGGAGCUUAGGAAACUCAUGGACAUGGAGAGCCCACCUCAUGGCUCAGGGAAGGCUCUAAAGUAUCCAUUCCCUGCGACACCAACUACCAGACGGUCUUUGCACAGGACUCUAUCCGAUGAAAGCCUAUAUAGCGGUCAGCGGGACAUGGUGUAUAUCAAUACUCGUGCAUCUCUCUUGGAUCAAGCUCUGCCUAAUGACGUACUUUUCAGCAGCACCUAUCCAUCUUUGAACAAGUCACUUGCAAUGCGCAGGCCAUCAUAUACUUUGGGUACGAAGCCCAUUCAUGGUGAGUUUUCAGCCUCUGAUACAUCGCUCACAGAUAUCCAUGAUAACCAGAGACAAGCCAUGACUGACCCAGGCCUCAUGCCGUUACCCGAUGCUGCUUCUGACAUUGAGUGGUCAAACUUGGUAGAUGCUGCCAAAGCCUUUGAAGUCCAAAGAGCCUCGUUCUUUACUUCUACAGAUGAUGAGCCCAGACCUGGAAGCUCUGCAUCUAUCGGUGACCAAUCAGAGGGCCAAGUUCCUGUUCAAGCCAACACGUAUUACGGGAAAGAUUCUCCCACCUGUCUUACAUCGAAGGUUGAACAGCUAGAAAGUAUGCUGAAAAUGCUCCAAUAUGACCUUAAAAAGGAAAGAGAGGACAAAGCCAGUCUCCAAGCAGAAAUACAACUUUUGCGAGAAGACAACAUGCGCCUGCAGGAGGAAUCCCAGAAUGCAUCAGCCAAGCUAAAGAAAUUUACCGAAUGGGUUUUUAACACCAUCGACAUGAGCUAAGGGACAUUCUGUAAGAUCAGAAGGAAAACCUGAAAACCGUGUCUACAAUCGAUACCGAACCAUAGGAGCUUUAACUUCACCCAAGUAAAAAUGUACAGACUCAAUAGCCACCAUAGCCACAAUGUUUCUUAGCACCUACCAACCAGAAUUUGUAUGUAGUCGCAUGGUUUAGUCACUGCCUCUUGCUGAAAUGUGAAUAUUUCAGGCACAGGUUUUGUACAGUUUAUAAAGACGUUUGUUGAAUCUCUAAUGUUUCAGGCAAUAAUUGCUGUGUGAGGAAUUAUUAUUAGUGUAAUCAUUUUGUUUGGGUUUUUAUUUUAUAACCUUUUCCCCGUUUUGAUUAAUAAAACAAGGCAAAAAAACAGAAUAAAGCCAUCUCUAAGCUACUGUUGAUAUAUUUAUGUGUUUCAUAGAGUAGCCUGUACAGGUUUUUGUUCUCGAUCAGUAAUGGCUAAGGUUGUCCAUUGCUAUUCUAUAUCUUUACAUUAAUGUGACUAACUCAAGUUGUGCAUCAGAUCACAAUUUUAUAAGAUUUGUUUUUCCUGUCAAUAUAAAUGCAGAACACAUUUCAGCAAUUAUCCCACUCUUCUAGCAGACGACAGAGAGGGAUUCUGAUCUGAAAGAUGUACACAAGAUGUUGUAUUGCCAAGCAA
Pelobates fuscus (common spadefoot toad) is the source of this 6756-nucleotide messenger RNA. It is a transcript of the gene SIPA1L1, whose product is annotated as signal induced proliferation associated 1 like 1. The record is from RefSeq and is a predicted model, not a curated record. The transcript is spliced from 22 exons. Gene Ontology annotation, biological process: activation of GTPase activity; regulation of small GTPase mediated signal transduction. The coding region runs from base 761 to 6103 and encodes 1780 amino acids. Gene Ontology annotation, molecular function: GTPase activator activity; protein binding. Gene Ontology annotation, cellular component: cytoplasm. NCBI's taxonomy places the organism in Eukaryota, Metazoa, Chordata, Amphibia, Anura, Pelobatidae.